AACUCAGACGCUGACUCGUCGUAUGGAGAUCUCGCGUCUGAAACGGCUUCGUUGACGUCUAGCAUCAUGGCUGGCCAUUUUGAGAACGGGAGACGGUACCACGCUUACCAGAAAGCGAGCGGGGAGUACAUCCUGCCAGACGACGAGCAGGAGCAGGACCGACUGGACAUCAAGUAUGCAUCGAUACAGCUGGUCUUCAGCGACAAGGUCACCUUCGCCCCGCUUGAAGGUCCUCAACAAAUCCUCGACAUCGGGACGGGAACCGGUAUCUGGGCCAUUGAUGCCGGCGAGCAGUUUCCUAGUGCUACUGUGACUGCGACAGAUCUAAGUCCUAUCCAGCCCACAUGGGUCCCGCCGAACGUAAAGUUUGAGAUUGACGAUGCAGAAGCGGACUGGACCUGGCCGCUCGACCACUUCGAUCUCGUCCACAUGCGCACCAUGACCGGUUGCAUACGCAACUGGGACAAGCUAUUCGCACAGGCCUACGCGCACACCAGGCCCGGCGGCUACAUCGAGCUGCAGGAGAUGGACUACAUGGCCAUCAUGCAGCCGACGUCGCGCAAGCCGGGGACGUCGUUCAACACGUGGUGCGUGGAGCAGGGCAAAGCGGCGAUGAAGGUCGGCGUGUGCCUGCGCACGAGCGUGGAAUUCAUCAAGGGCCACCUGGAGAAAGCCGGGUUCGUCGACAUCACGGUGCGCGAGUUCAAGCUGCCCAUCGGGCCGUGGCCGAAGCAGAAGCGGCUGCGCGACGCGGGGCUGCUGCAGCUGAGCGCGAUGCUCGAGGGCAUCGAGGGGCUGAGCCUGCGGCUGCUGAAGUUCUACGACGGCUGGUCCCUCGAGGAACUGCAGGUGCUGCUGGCGAAGGUG
Boeremia exigua is the source of this 867-nucleotide messenger RNA. RefSeq names its product S-adenosyl-L-methionine-dependent methyltransferase. Gene Ontology annotation, molecular function: methyltransferase activity. The transcript has 2 exons. The annotation marks the transcript as partial. Lineage: Eukaryota; Fungi; Ascomycota; Dothideomycetes; Pleosporales; Didymellaceae. The record is from RefSeq and is a predicted model, not a curated record.